AUGACCACAGCAACGGCAAAGGCAGCCGCAGCGGCUCAACGCCGCGCACAUCCUGCUGACUGCGACCCGAAAUGCUUCCCCUACGUCAUGCAUCCAAGCAGCACCACCAGCACCAUCAGCACCUCUCACACCACCAACACCACCAACACCUCUUCUGCAGCAACUGGGAAACAAAGAAAUCGCAGCCAGAAUCCCAAUCACAGUCGAAACCUCAGUCACAGCUACCACGGCGCUCCUCGCCAAUGGCAAGACCCGGUCCAGCGUCCUGCAACGGCCAAUCCUACCAUCCAUCGCAGUGAUGAUUCCGCUCCUGUGGCCCGUCCUACUCGCUCAAGAAGCCGUCUACAGAAGCGCCCUUCACAGCAGAUGUUGAAGAAGUCUGCCAGCGUCUCUGCCAUGUCGGAAACUGCCUCCCGUCUCCCAAGACCAUCACUUGAUGAGAAAGACAUCACAGCCUUGCCCCAGUCGGCCGAUCAGGCUGUCCCUCAGCGAUCCUUCUCUCUCCGAAAGAAAUCUUUUGGGACAACAGAUCGCCCAAAAUCGAAAAAGGGCUCUUCCGACGAGCUCAAGUCUCCUGCCUCGACAAUCCACGCACCACUCUCUCUGAGACCUAAAUCCUCGCCAGCAGAGCAUAGCCCUAAGCCGGACUCUGACAGCGAAAAGUCAUCUUCCGCUGGCUCUCCUAGCCCUCCCAAUCCUAUCAGGACGCCACGCUAUCAACCCCUAGCACCGAACGACCCUUCUCCCUUGAAUCCCCUCUACCACAUUCCAAGCUCAUAUUUCUCCUAUGGGACGACUACCGAAACGAUGCAAUCCGCGACCUCUACCAACCCCAACACCGUCGCUGGGAAGAACGAGCAAGUCCUUCUCCCUCCCGCGUUUAAACCAGGGAAAAGCGAGGACACCGAAGUUGAAGAGGUUGUCCGACCAGCCGUAACACACGAAGUCAUCAAACGUGAUAAAAAGGAGAUAGUACAAGAAGAAAUCACCCGAGAAAUCCAUGUGCAUCACUACUACACCUAUACACAACCCAUCAAAGCAGUCGAAGUACUACCAGCACGUCACUUCCUCGUCGACGCAGAAACGGGAAAGAAGGUCGAGAUUCCAGCACCUGAAGGAUGGGUUAUGCCUAGCAAUCUGCAACCUUACAAGCCUGACCUGAGUGGUAUCGGUGCUGUGACGCGGCAUUCUCUGGUCGAUGAGGAACAUCCCAAUGGUGUACUGGAGCCGGCGCCACUGAACAUCAAAAAGAAAGAAUCACAGCAAGAUAUGAAGACGACUAGGAAGGCCACCAGCACCGGUAACUGGACGCCUUUCCCUAAAGUGAGAUGA
Molecule: messenger RNA, 1332 nt
Organism: Cladophialophora psammophila CBS 110553
Lineage: Eukaryota; Fungi; Ascomycota; Eurotiomycetes; Chaetothyriales; Herpotrichiellaceae
Exons: 1
Coding region: 1-1332 (443 amino acids)
Source: RefSeq, a predicted model, not a curated record